Messenger RNA from Gamsiella multidivaricata, 712 nucleotides. RefSeq lists its product as uncharacterized. The annotation marks the transcript as partial. The transcript is spliced from 2 exons. NCBI's taxonomy places the organism in Eukaryota, Fungi, Mortierellomycota, Mortierellomycetes, Mortierellales, Mortierellaceae. The record is from RefSeq and is a predicted model, not a curated record.
UCUUCAUUUCUUCAUUUCUUCAUUUCUUCAUUCUCGCUUUGGCAUACCACACUCACACUCCCGCUCUCUUCUCAACCCACUGCUCUUCACUCCCGAGAGACACAGCGAGCGCGAAUUGUAACUGCACCCUUCCUCUCCCUCUACUGUCCUUUCCCUUUACUGUCCUUUUCCCUCUCAUACCCAACCACAGUCGACUUUGUUAUCUCCACCAUAUCCCACCAUUUCACUUCCUUCCUUUUUUCAGCAGACAUCAGCAUCUUCCUCCCGCUUCCUCACACACCCACCCCCUCCAACUCAACCGGACAGCCCCGACCGCUUGACACGAUACAUCACACUGCUGCACCACUAUCGCCCUUUCACGAACCCUUCCCCUCCCACACAAAGGAUACUGACGCAUCACACAAUGACCCCCGACACAGUGCCACCGUCAUUAAUGCAGCCCAGUCUGGGUCUCGGAUCUCAAACCCCGAUGCACCUAGUCCACAUCUCGAACCUAAAACUGAAUGCCCAGAUCUUCUCUUCACGGUCCCUGUCGAUCGAGCGACGGAUUCUGAUCAAGAACUUCCUGACGGCACUCUACCAGAUGCAUCCGAUCGAAUGGAUCGAGGAGAGCCCCGUGGAUGACCAAGACGAAUGGAUGGAGCAGACACUCUCUGCGGCGGGGAUUGAGGGCCAGGCAGAGGCCUCCUCCUCUGCUCAGCUCUCGCAUUGA